Messenger RNA from Paraglomus brasilianum, 580 nucleotides. The record is from the annotation of a GenBank genome assembly. NCBI's taxonomy places the organism in Eukaryota, Fungi, Glomeromycota, Glomeromycetes, Paraglomerales, Paraglomeraceae.
GGCCGAAGAAGUCUCGGAGGCAUCUCAACAUCGGAUGGAUGAUUCUGGAGAAAUCAGAAUUGGUCACAAACCCGAUUUUCGUGUGAAGUCCCCACUGAUUGCUGGUGAAGUGGAAAUCUGUCUCAUGGAGGCCUCACGUGUUCUCCCAACUGAUAAAAAGAUUCGUGAUGAUUGGGAUAAGUUGAUCAAGCUUAUGAAAGAUGCUCAUGUGCGAUUACUGAGGAAGCGCACUAGAGGGAGGGUUGGGGACGUGAAGGAAAUAGAAGAAGAUCUUAACAGGGUGCCAGUUUUUGGAGGAACUAUGGCAUGUUGGGUUAUGACUAUGCCAUUUGGAGCCUUUUACUUUGUUCAACGUCUUGGUUCAGUGCAAAUUUCUAUGAAUCGAGGCCAAUCUUCACUCGCUGGAUUUAUGGAUGAAUUAUGGAAGUUAAGGGCGUCUCUACGAAACCACAUUCGCACCCUUAAUGAGAUUGUGGAAAAAGUUGAUGCGUCUUUAUAUAACAUAGCUUUUUGUUCACCACAAGCUCGGGAAGAUGUGCCCCUUUACGAUGGAGAGUUAGUAACGCCACGAUCGCCGUAA